GCUUCAUUUCCUCUGUGGCGUGUGCUACUGCUGUGCUCACUGACUUCUCUGAUCUCAGAGCAAGUGUAUAAGCCUUGUUCCAACAAACAUCGAGGGUUUCGGGUAAAAUGCCCUCCUUCACAGCAGGUGAAUCUGCCUUUCAACCCAAGAGAGCUUCCAGGAUUCAGCAUCUUCAGUAGCUGUUGCUGAUGAAAGUAAGGUCAGUUACACUAUUAAGUAUGGGCUGGUUUCUUUUGACUUAGAUUGAAGGAGCACUAAAUGAGGAACAAUGAGUGGCUCGACUGUUAGUAAUCUGGGUGUGGGCGGGUGAAGAACAUCCAACUGCUUCAGCCCUGAUACAACACAACCAGACACUCGGCGAUUGAAGUUGAAGAGUUUUGAAACCGACGUGAAAAAGACUGAAAUUUUUAAAAGAUCGACCCUGGGAUGGAAAACAAAACGAACAUUGAAAAGAAUGAUGAGCUCCCCAUUGUCAUGAGAGAAGAAAACAAGAGGCGGAGGAGGAACAUGAGAGCCAACACCACCAGGGGCAUGCAGUAUUACUCGCUGGAGCAGCUAAGCAUUGAGAUCAUCCUGCCCACUCGCAACAAACGUACUGCCAUGCACGAGAAGAUCUCGUUGGACAUUGCUGGCAACUACACGGUGGAGCAGCUGAAGACCAAGAUUUGGGUCAAAGCCAACGGAACAAGCGGAUCUCCCGAGUACUACCAGAAGUUCAGCCCGGAUCAGUUCAUCUUGCUGUACCAAAAGAAAGGGCAGUGGUACGAGAUCUAUGACAAGCAGCAGGUGAUCCAGACCCUGGACUGCAUCAAUUACUGGAAGGUGCUGCAAAAGUCCGUGGGCAAGAUCCACGUGGUGCAGAAAGCCAGGAGCAGCGAUCAGUCGCUUCAACUGCAGUGGGACCUCAAUAACCUGGUUGGCUAUGACGUCACUGAUGUGAGCAACGUCCAUGAUGACGAGCUGGAGUUCACCCGCAGGACGCUGAUCACCCCGCGUUUGACCGAGGUGGCCACCAGAGAUGUUAGGCUGUACUCCAUGGACCCCUGGAUCCUCUCCAAGCCCCUGCCCGAGUACCUGUUGAAUAAAAUAAGUGGCAACAAUAUCUUUAUGAUCAUUCACCGAGGAGCAGUCAGCCUGACUAUAAAGGUAUCCAUUGAUGAGACACCUGAGAGCAUCCUGAGGAACUUCUUCAAGAAGAUGGCAAAGAAGAUGAGCCUCCUGGACAUGAAUGAGAGUCACAGUGAGGAACACUUUGUGCUCAGGGUCUGCGGCCGGGACGAGUACAUAGUGGGCGAUAACCCGAUCAAGGACUUCUUUUGGAUCCGAAACUGUCUGAAAAACGGAGAGGAGAUUCACUUGGUUCUCGACUUGCCCCCAGACCCGGUCCUGGAUGAAGUUCAGAAGGAAGAGUGGCCUCUGGUGGACGAUUGCACAGGCGUUACCGGGUCUCACGAGCAACUGACCUUAGAAGGAAAGGACCAUGAGAAAGUCUUCACCAUAUCCCUGUGGGACUGCAGCCAAACAUUCCGAGUCAAGAUUGUAGGGAUAGACAUCCCUGUCCUGCCGAGGAACACAGAUGUGACCGUCUUCGUGCAGGCCAGCAUACUGCACGGGCAGCAGAUCCUAGCGCAGCAGAGGACACCAGCCAAGGCCUUCACAGAAGAGGUCAUGUGGAAUAUGUGGCUGGAGUUUGAUAUUAAGGUGAAGGAUCUCCCCAAAGGAGCACGGUUGAACCUUCAGGUUUACUGCGGUAAAGCACAAGCGCUGGGCAGCAAAGCACUAGAGGACCUGUGGGAUUCCAGGAGCAAGAACAAUAUGCUCUACUAUGUCAAUCUGUUGGUGAUUGACCAUCGAUCGCUCCUUCGCCAAGGGGAAUAUCUGCUCCACAUGUGGAAGAUUCCCAAUAAGGGUGAAGAACAGGGCACUAUUGAAGCUGACAAACUCACAUCAGCCACCAACCCCGACAAACAGACGUCCAUGGCUAUCUGCAUCCUCUUGGACAGGUACAACUACCCGAUUGCUCUUCCCAGGAGCCGUCAGACAGACCCCGAGGCUGAGAGGUCGGGGCCGGAGAUGCACAGUCAGCUCCGCAAGCAAUUUGAGGAGAUCGUCAGCACCGAUCCGCUGAACCCGCUCAGCGCUGAGGACAAGGAAUUACUCUGGCACUUCAGGCACGAAUGUGUCAAGCAGCCGAAAGCCUACCCCAAGUUCCUCAGCUCGGUCAAGUGGGGCCAGCAGGACGUGGUGCUCAAGACCCACCAGCUGCUGCAGAAGCAGACGGCCUGGGCCAGCAGCCCCCUAGACGUGGGGCUGGCACUGCAGCUGCUCGACUGUCGCUUCUCAGACGAGCAGGUCAGGACCAUGGCCGUCCAGAAGCUCGAGACUUUUGGCAAUGAUGACGUCCUGCGCUUCCUCCUGCAGCUGGUCCAGGCGGUGAAGUUUGAGCCUUACCACGACAGCGCCCUGGCUCGAUUCCUACUCAAGCGGGCACUGGGAAGCAAACGCAUCGGCCAUUUCCUCUUCUGGUUCUUGAGAAGCGAAGUGUCGGAGUCGAUGCACUACCGGCAGCGCUACGCGGUCAUGCUGGAGUGUUACCUGCGAGGCUGCGGCCAGGCCAUGCUGAUGGACUUCAUGAAGCAGGUGAAGGUGAUCAAGGAGCUGCAGAAACUAACGAAGGAGAUAAAGAACGUGACCGCCGACAAGUACGAUAUCUCAUCUCAAGCAAUCUCCCAGCUCCGACACCGACUGGAGAAGCUACAAUCCUCUGGGUUUCCCGAAUGUUUCCGGGUUCCAUACGAUCCUGGUCUGCGGGCUGGAGCCCUGGUGGUGGAUAAAUGCAAAGUCAUGGCGUCCAAGAAAAAGCCCCUGUGGCUGGAGUUUAAGUGUGCGGACCCCACCUCCGUGUCCAAGGAUACCAUUGGGAUCAUCUUUAAGCAGGGCGACGAUCUCCGCCAGGACAUGCUCAUUAUCCAGAUUCUGCUGAUUAUGGAUUCGAUCUGGGAGAUGGAAUCCCUGGACCUGUGUUUACUGCCGUACGGCUGCAUCGCAACAGGCAACAAAAUAGGAAUAAUCCAGAUUGUCAAAGACGCCACGACUAUUGCCAAGAUCCAGCAAAGCACAGUCGGCAACACCGGGGCGUUUAAGGACGAGGUUCUGAACCACUGGCUGAAAGAGAAGUGUGUGAUUGAGGAGAAGUUCCAAUCAGCUGUGGAAAAGUUUGUCUUUUCGUGCGCUGGGUACUGUGUCGCUACGUACGUCUUGGGGAUUGGAGAUCGACACAAUGACAACAUCAUGAUCACGGAGUCAGGGAAUCUUUUCCAUAUCGAUUUUGGCCACAUCCUCGGAAACUAUAAGAGUUUCCUUGGGAUAAGUAAAGAGCGAGUCCCCUUCGUCCUGACUCCGGACUUUCUCUUUGUGAUGGGCACGUACGGUAAAAAGACCAGUCCUCACUUUCAAAAGUUUCAGGAGAUCUGUUUGAAGGCCUAUCGUACCUUGCGUCACCACGCUAACCUGCUGAUCAUACUCUUCUCCAUGAUGCUGAUGACGGGAAUGCCACAAUUGACGAGCAAGGAAGAUAUCGAGUACAUCCGCGAGACCCUGACCGUCGGCAAGAACGAAGAGGAGGCCAGGACCCACUUCCUGGAACAGAUUGAGAUCUGCCGGGAUAAGGGAUGGACCGUGCAGUUCAACUGGUUCCUGCACCUUGUGUUGGGCAUCAAACAGGGUGUUGAAAAGCACUCGGCAUAGCUCCUGCAACUGGGGAUGAGGGGGCGGAGUGGGGUAGGUGGGGGAUGAAGGGUGGGAAAGCUCGGCAGACCUUUGAGCAGACCUGACAUCUCCUGUGGAGUCCUGUAGCCCAGCGGUUUGAGCACCCUCCUCG
Messenger RNA from Callorhinchus milii (elephant shark), 3880 nucleotides. It is a transcript of the gene pik3cg, whose product is annotated as phosphatidylinositol-4,5-bisphosphate 3-kinase, catalytic subunit gamma. The record is from RefSeq and is a predicted model, not a curated record. Gene Ontology annotation, cellular component: plasma membrane; cytoplasm; phosphatidylinositol 3-kinase complex, class IA. NCBI's taxonomy places the organism in Eukaryota, Metazoa, Chordata, Chondrichthyes, Chimaeriformes, Callorhinchidae. Gene Ontology annotation, biological process: phosphatidylinositol-mediated signaling; cell migration; phosphatidylinositol-3-phosphate biosynthetic process. Bases 427 to 3747 code for a protein of 1106 amino acids. The transcript is spliced from 11 exons. Gene Ontology annotation, molecular function: 1-phosphatidylinositol-4-phosphate 3-kinase activity; 1-phosphatidylinositol-3-kinase activity.